ACAAAGGGGGUGACACCAGGGGAGCAGGGGACAUGGGGGGUGAGGACAAGGGCGCAGAGGACACAGGGAGUGACACCAAGGGUGCAGGGGACAUGGGAGGUGACACCAAGGGUGCAGGGGACACAGGGGGUGACACCAAGGGUGCAGGGGACGUGGUGGGUGAGGACAAGGAUGCAGGGGUCACAGGGGGUGACACUAAGGGUGCAGGACACGUGGGGGGUGAGGACAAGGGCGCAGGGGACAUAGGGGGUGACACAAAGUUGGGGGCAGCUGAGGGCGAUGCCGUGGGGGACACCGGCAGCGGUGGGGGGGCAGCAGCACCAAAGGGUGCUGGUAGCGGUGCCAAGGCUGUUGAGGCUGCAGGGGGGGAUGCCAAGGGCACAGGGGGUGCCCAGGCAGAGGGUGCCGGGGGGGCGGCGGAGGGGCCGCAGGCAGCAGCUGGGCCUGGGCCAGCAGCAGCAGGCAGCACCCUGAGGCGGCAGGAGCCUGCCUGGCUGCAGGAUGAGGAAGACGAGCUGUGGCCCGAGUUCCCCCCCUGCUCAUCCCCAGGGGGGGCGACCAGCCCCACAUCACCCCUGUCCCCCACGUCCCCUGUGUCCCCCAUGUCCCCAGAAUCUCCCACGUCCUCCACAGCUGACACCACCGAGGGCUCGGAGGGCAGCAAGAGGGGUACGUCAGCAGGGGGGCCGCAAGGCCAGGCACCCCCCAGGACAGUGGGGCUGAGGCCAAGACCGGAGGCUGCCUGGGGGCGGCCGCGGGCAAGUGCCCGAGCCCAGGGGCGCAGCGCCAUCCUGGAGAAGUUUGGAGGCGCGGCCACGGGGCCAGCCCCACACCUGAAGCGGACAGGGGGUGCUGCCACGGUGAAGGCCAUGCUGCUGGAGUGGUGCCGCGCCAGGACCCGCGGCUACGAGCACGUGGACGUGCAGAACUUCUCGGGGAGCUGGGGCAGCGGCCUGGCCUUCUGUGCCCUCAUCCACAGCUUCUUCCCUGACGCCUUUGACUACGGCAGCCUCGAGCCCAGCGCCCGCCGGCAAAACCUGGCCCUGGCCUUCACCACUGCUGAGGAGCGGGCGGGCUGCGCCCCGCUGCUGGAAGUGGACGACAUGGUGCGGCUGCCGGUGCCCGAUGCCAAGUGUGUCUACACCUACCUGCAGGAGCUGUACCGCUGCCUGGUGGCCAAGGGGCUGGUGAAGACCAAGAAGCGCUGAGGGGGCUCCCCAGGGCCCCCAACCAUGACACCCCUGUCCCCGUCCCACAUCAGUAAAGGUGCCAGUGCCGGGCUGCGGCCGCCUUGUCCCUCAUGGCAGGGACGUGGGCACUAAGCGAGUGUCUGAGAUGGCGCUGGGGUGGGCACAGUGCUGGAACUGCCCCACUGCCAC
Molecule: messenger RNA, 1379 nt
Organism: Phalacrocorax carbo (great cormorant)
Lineage: Eukaryota; Metazoa; Chordata; Aves; Suliformes; Phalacrocoracidae
Source: RefSeq, a predicted model, not a curated record